GUUCAAUGUUUAAGUAAUCGAUUUCUUCUUUUUCUGUUUUUUGCAUUUCACCAAUUUAUAUAUGUGGUCUCAUCGUUUAUCUGUGCAACAACAACAACAACAACAACAACAAAACGACAACAAACGUUACCGCUGCUGCCAUCAUCAUCAUUAUCAUUAUUAUCAAGUAAUGCUAAAAUAAUGAAAGAAGAAAGCGAUACAAGUGCCAGUAAUGAUCUUUUGGAGCGUCUGGCUUCACAUACACAUAUUCUUUCAGCAUCAAAUAAUAAUUGUUCCAAUCUAAAGUUACAACAAUCAACAUCACCGGCUUCAUCAUCAUCAUCAUCAUCAUCGUCAUCACCAUCGGUUUCAUCUGGAACUUCCAUAUCAAAAGUAACUAGCUCAACCAAUGGAAAUGGCAAUGGUGGUGGUAGUGGUGGUGCAACAACACCAUCACAAAUGGCCAUUGUGGCACCAAGAUCAUCAACACAAUUAUUAUCAUCACAUACAUCACAACAACAGCAACAACAACAAGUAUGUUCAUCUAUGGUUACACCUGCAACAUUAUUACAUCAUCAAUCGAAAUCAACAUUUGAUAAAAUUGCUCAGAUUUGUAAUAAUAUUUCUUUAUCCGAAACAUUGGCAUUAUCAUCAAUGAUGGCCAGUCCAGAACAUAAUCGUUUAAUAAGUGAAAUGAUUUCGGCCGGUUCCGAACAUAAUCGCCUUUUUCAAGAGAUAAUGGCUGCUGCAUUAUCAUCAUCACAAACGAUAAAUAAUAAUAAUAAUAAUAAUAACAGUAGUUCAAAUAGAUCAAAUAAAUCAUCAAGUUCCGAUUCAUCAAAUGCUGGUUCGCCAUUAUCAUCGAUUAGUUUAUCGGUAAAUACAACAUCAUCAACAACGACAACAACAACAAAAGUGCCCGGUGUUUCAAAAUCUCGUCAAGCAGAUUCACCUGGUUCUGGAUCGAUAGCAAGUACAACCAGUACAAGAGAAAAAGUAUUCGUUUGUCAGAUUUGUAAUCGAAGUUUUGGUUAUAAACAUGUACUACAGAAUCAUGAACGGACACAUACGGGUGAAAAACCAUUUGAAUGUCGUGAAUGUCAUAAACGAUUCACUAGAGAUCAUCAUCUAAAGACACAUAUGCGUUUGCAUACCGGUGAAAAGCCAUAUCAUUGUACACAUUGUGAUAGGCAAUUUGUACAGGUAGCCAAUUUAAGGCGUCAUCUUAGGGUGCAUACAGGUGAAAGGCCAUAUGCUUGUGAAUUAUGUACAUCAAAAUUUUCUGAUUCUAAUCAGCUCAAAGCACAUAUGUUGAUCCAUAAAGGUGAGAAACCUUUUCAAUGUAAUAAAUGUAUGGGCCGAUUCAGACGUCGUCAUCAUUUAAUGCAUCACAAGUGUCCUAAAGAUGAAGCUAAUGCUGGCAGGCCAAGACGUGGUCGUCGGCCAAGAGCUUAUGAUCAAUUAUCAAAUUCAUUACAUAAUCAUAAUCACCACCAUAAUCAUAAUAAUCAUAAUCAAUCAGCAAGUCCAAAUUCGUUGUCCUCAAUUAGUAGUCGUCCUGGAUCUGCUGAUGAAUUAUUGGUUCAAUUGCCAUUAUUAGCGGUAACAACAGCGGUUUCAUCUACUACGGCUACUAAUAAUAACAGUUAUUUGCGGCACAUAUCCUCUUCUAGUAGCCAUAGUAGUAAAACAUCAUCAUCAACAACAAGCCAUCAUCGUUAUCAUUUGCCAUUGUUACAACAACCACCGCCAUUACAUCAUCCUCAUUCGUUAUCCUCACCGAACAAUAAUAAUCAUCAUAAUAAUUUACCACCGACAGCACAUCAUUUUGGUAAUGUUAUUGUUGGCGGUGUUGGUAGUGGUGAUGGUGAUCGUUCACCAUCACAUCCACCACCACAAUCUAUCUCCUCUAAACAAUCUAGACGUAAACCAAGACAUACGAUACGAAUAUUGCCACAAUCACAUCAAAAUGAUGAAGAAGAUGAUGAAAUUCAACCACUAAAUCUUUCCAUUUCACCAAGCCUAAUGGCUAAACCGACGAUCAUAGGUCUCAAUAAUCGACGAGCUUCAUAUAAUAGACAUCAUUUAACAAACGAACUGAUUGUUGAUGAAGAUAAUGUAUUGGAUUUAUCCAGAUCAAGAUCCGAUGCAGAAGAAUCCGAAGAACCGGAACCAAUUGAAGAAGAUGAAGAUGAUGAUGAUAUUAUUGAUGAAGAUGAGAAUAUCGGUAUUAAUAUUAAUGAUGAUGAUGAUUCAUCUGGCAUAGUAUGGCAUUAUUGGAAUUCUUAA
Dermatophagoides farinae (American house dust mite) is the source of this 2268-nucleotide messenger RNA. NCBI's taxonomy places the organism in Eukaryota, Metazoa, Arthropoda, Arachnida, Sarcoptiformes, Pyroglyphidae. The record is from RefSeq and is a predicted model, not a curated record.